CAGUUAUGUCCCAUACAAACAACUCUAACUUUCAAUGAAAUCGUCAUUCAUAUUGUGUUUUUACUGAACACUUCGCUAUUAUUCAGAGAGAAGACAUUUAUUGAAUAUCUGUAAAACAAAUUUUUUCAUUGCGUGAGACAUUCAAUUAAUUUUAUAAUAUGUCUGCUGAAGAACUAUCCAAAGAACAGGUUCAAAUGCUUAGGAAAGCAUUUGAUAUGUUUGAUAGGGAUAAGAAGGGACACAUCCACACCAAUAUGGUGUCCACUAUAUUACGGACAUUGGGUCAGACCUUCGAGGAAGGGGAUCUUCAGGCAUUAAUUGCUGAGAUAGAUGCCGAUGGAAGUGGAGAACUGGAAUUUGAAGAAUUCUUGGCACUGACUGCCCGAUUCUUAGUUGAAGAGGACGCCGAAGCCAUGCAGGAAGAGUUGAGAGAGGCUUUCCGUAUGUACGACAAAGAGGGCAAUGGAUUUAUCCCAACGUCUGCCUUAAGAGAAAUAUUAAGAGCUUUGGACGACAAACUUACUGAAGACGAAUUGGACGAAAUGAUUGCUGAGAUCGAUACUGACGGAUCCGGAACCGUUGACUUUGAUGAGUUCAUGGAAAUGAUGACUGGAGACUAAAUUAAAGGAUUAUUUAUUAACAAUAAAUUUCCAAAAUUGUUUUCAAUAAUAAACAGCAUAUUUUAUUCACUAAAAACACUUGAAAUAUAUGUUAAAGAAAAUAACUAAAAUUUUACACAAAAUGUUUUAUCAGUUAUUGCUAUCAGUUAUUUAUAUAUAUAUAAAUAUAUUAAAAGUUGUUCAUGUUAUAAGUUAUAAAUAUA
This is a messenger RNA of Oppia nitens, 823 nucleotides long. RefSeq names its product troponin C. The transcript is spliced from 5 exons. The coding region runs from base 159 to 620 and encodes 153 amino acids. The record is from RefSeq and is a predicted model, not a curated record. Lineage: Eukaryota; Metazoa; Arthropoda; Arachnida; Sarcoptiformes; Oppiidae. Gene Ontology annotation, molecular function: calcium ion binding; enzyme regulator activity.